AUGGGUGUUCCUGAUAUAUGCGAUGAUAAUGAUAUGAUGUGUCCUCAUCAUCGUUAUUCAUGUGGGGUAUUCUGGCGACCAUCUUCCUUAUAUCAAUCACCUUAUCAUAAUCAUACAAAACCAAAGGGUAAUCUUUCAGCAUCAUCAUCUGCUUCAUUACUGAAAGAAAAACUUAAUGAUACGUAUUUAAGUGAUAGACGUGAAAAUAGUGAAGAACAACAUGUAUCUUUAGCACUUCAAAUGACAACGUCAAUUCAACCAACAUCGAUGAAAUCAACAUCGGCUAAAUUCAAAGGAAUCUAA
Messenger RNA from Rotaria sp. Silwood2, 303 nucleotides. The record is from the annotation of a GenBank genome assembly. Lineage: Eukaryota; Metazoa; Rotifera; Eurotatoria; Philodinida; Philodinidae.